Telopea speciosissima is the source of this 567-nucleotide messenger RNA. RefSeq names its product BON1-associated protein 2-like. Gene Ontology annotation, biological process: defense response. The transcript has a single exon. Bases 1 to 567 code for a protein of 188 amino acids. Lineage: Eukaryota; Viridiplantae; Streptophyta; Magnoliopsida; Proteales; Proteaceae. The record is from RefSeq and is a predicted model, not a curated record.
AUGGAGAAGGCAUCAUCAACUCGUUCUUUAGAGAUCACCAUUCUCUCUGCUGAGGGCAUACGUCUGGACGGAAGAUCGGUGAAACAGAAUGCAUUCGUGAUCGUAAGAACUGAUCCACUCAACCAAGUGUCAACAAGAAUGGACAGCGAAGGAGGGAGCAAUCCAUCCUGGAAUGAGAAACUAGAGCCGCUCUCUUUGCCCAACUCUGCUCUCUUCAUUACUGUGGAGGUACAAUCCAAGACCUCUUCAGGAAUGAGAACUGUGGGAACGGCAACGAUUUCGGUGUCAGAGUUCAUAGGGAAUUAUACGCCGCCACAAUAUUUGCACUACCUUAGUUACCGGUUGAGGGAUCGCAAGGGUGAACGUAACGGUAUCAUUAACUUGUCUCUUAAAACGGUCGGAGGAGGAUCUGGACAAAACUGCUUUGGUCUGGCGGCGCCACCAUCGUUAGGUAUAGUGGCUGCUCAUGAGAAUCACAGCAAGAAUGGUAGUACUAGUGGAAGUGGAACAGCAAUUGGGAUUCCAGUGCCUUAUGCUUACGGGUAUGGGCUUGGAUAUGGUGUGUAA